GUGUUGAUCCGGCUGGGCCGACAGAGGUGGAGAAUCAGAGGGCGAAUCCAGACUGAUGACAGACAGCUGUGGGAUGAAGAAGAGAUGGUCUUCCUCCCUCACAUCCAUGGGAACUUUGAGAUUAAGGCUGAGGAGAGUGUGGAAUGGCCAUCAGAGACUGACACAGCUUCCCCCAGUCCUGCGGGCAGCAAGCGAGACUCCAUAUUCCUCUUCCACCGCUACAGCACGCCUGACAUCCUCAAGCAAAAUGGAGAGGCGACCCCCAGCACAGAGACGACGGCCCCGGAUGAGGCCCCUGAAGAGGAGACCUUGUUCAAGCAGGGAAUUGAAGACAGACUCCUGGUGAAGGACAGCAAAGCGGGCAGAGCACAGAAGAGAGCUGUGGCUAAGAGAGUGAGUUCACUGCUAGAUGAUCUGAAUACAGAGCUGGAGGAAAUGAGCAACGCAGAGACAUUAAAGAAGCUAGAUCUGCAGAUACGCCAGCUGAACGAGGUCUUGAAGAAGGACCUCGACCCUCCACAGAUGCCCUCAUCUCAGACACUAGCAGUAGAGGAAGAGGAAGUGCUGGGCAGUUUCGACUUCCUCUCAGCAGAUUGUAAUGAAGAUGAAAUAUCAAAUAUGGGCAGCAUCAGACUUGGGUACACUGGGCUGUUGUGUCGAUGGACAAAGAGCGACGUGUUUAACAUUCCUCUCAACUGUGGGCUCUUCCAGAACCUGGUCUCAGAGGAAAUGGAUUUAAAGGGCAACAAGUAA
Messenger RNA from Sinocyclocheilus grahami, 753 nucleotides. Its product is annotated as protein FAM65C-like. The record is from RefSeq and is a predicted model, not a curated record. The annotation marks the transcript as partial. The transcript has 4 exons. Lineage: Eukaryota; Metazoa; Chordata; Actinopteri; Cypriniformes; Cyprinidae.